AAAAAGGAAGUCUGUGUGGUUUGCUAACCCAUUGCAUCACCACAGCCAAGAACUGAAAGAACUAUAGAAACGAGAAGAUGAAGUCUGACUGGCUUAUGGCAAUUCUUGUUGGGAUCAUCACCAUGGCUGAGUUUGUGACUGCUGUUGAGGUCCAACAUGUCCAAUUUGGUUCCACAGUUACUCUGAGCUGUGGCGUCUCCUACCUUUACGAUACAACAUGGCUGAAGCAAAAUACAGAUCACACCCCGACGGUGGUCCUCUGUGGCGUCCUCAGAGAGGGAGAACCAGCCCAAGCGUGUCAGCUAAGCUCUCGUUUUUCAGUGAUGGUGAGGAAUCGAUCUCUGAUACUGAAGAUCACUGAUGUUGAGGAGACAGACCUGGGGCUGUACUACUGUAUUGCCAAUGAGAACUCACGAUUAAAGGUUGGGAAAGGAACCAUGCUAAAAGCCUCAGAACCGAUUCAGUCCAGUGGCACCAAGGAGAGGAAAGAGGAAAAGACACCUACAGCUUCACCUCCAGGUUCUCCUCUGUUUCUGGUUUACCCUUGGUACUGUGCGGCCAUGUGCUUGGGGCUGCUCAUUAUGGUUCUGACUGUCUGCAUCAUCCACUGGGCCACCAACAAGACCUCAAGAGCUAACAGUACCCAAAAAGAUCAAGCCCAUUAA
Messenger RNA from Seriola aureovittata, 665 nucleotides. Its product is annotated as T-cell surface glycoprotein CD8 beta chain-like. Gene Ontology annotation, molecular function: coreceptor activity; MHC class I protein binding. The transcript has 5 exons. Gene Ontology annotation, cellular component: cell surface. The coding region runs from base 78 to 665 and encodes 195 amino acids. NCBI's taxonomy places the organism in Eukaryota, Metazoa, Chordata, Actinopteri, Carangiformes, Carangidae. The record is from RefSeq and is a predicted model, not a curated record. Gene Ontology annotation, biological process: regulation of immune response.